Messenger RNA from Notodromas monacha, 4080 nucleotides. Lineage: Eukaryota; Metazoa; Arthropoda; Ostracoda; Podocopida; Cyprididae. The record is from the annotation of a GenBank genome assembly.
AUGGGCCCCGUAGUCGGCCGGUCGCCGAUGCCAUCAGCUGCGAUUUAUUAUGCGUUGAUGUGGCUGAUGAUGGCUGCUGUGGGCGAAUGUGAUCAGCAGAGCAGCUUCGCCAAGUAUUGGAGUCAUUUGAUUUCAACGCCAUCUGGUGACGGCAUCCUGUUGUCGCCGGGGUUGAAUAAUGAGGUCCGGGCCGAUUUCGGCAAUCGUGUCGUGCGCCAUCAUGAGGUGGAAGAUGAAGAAUUCCAUCUUCAUGAACACAUGGACCCUUGCGUAGCUGGUCCUUGUGAACAUGGAGUGUGCAGAAAGUCUGUGGACAGCUCAAAUGGUUAUGAGUGCUUUUGCGAAGAUGGUUACACGGGAUACAAUUGCCAGACUGAUUGGAAUGAGUGCUGGAACGAGCCUUGCCUACAUGGAGCAACUUGCUUUGAUGCUAUUGCUUAUCCGAAUUGCACCUGCACCGAAGGAUUCACUGGUGAGGAAAUUCUCGGUGCUUUCUUUUCAAAGCGAAUGUUUUGCGAGCACGAAAUUUUGGCGUGCGAUUCGUCUCCAUGUCUGAAUAACGGCACGUGUUGGAGCAUGGGAUUGACGAAUUACACGUGCGAAUGUCUUCCUGGAUACGAAGGUUAUUCGUGUGAGAUCGAUGUAAACGUAUGCAACGUUACCCUGUGUCACAAUGGUGGAAACUGUACCGAAAAAGCUGGGGAGGAUUUUUUCUGCUUUUGUUUCUCUGAGUCCUUCUGUGGUUGGACUGGGAAAACUUGCGAGGUCAACAUCGAUGAUUGCCAUCCAAAUCCGUGUCAUUUUGGCGGGGUUUGCCACGACCUGGUCGACGACUAUUACUGCACGUGUCCGGAAAUGCUGACGGGAAAGUCGUGCGAGUUCAACAUGACGUUGUGCCAAAACAAAACGUGCUUGAAUGGAGGAAUGUGCUUAUUUGACGAUCUGCGAGGAGAGGAGAUCUGUUUUUGCCAACCAGACUUCCACGGGUCCGAUUGUGGCGAGCAGUACGACGAAUGCCAACUUGGACACAAGUGCAUAAAUGAUGGACUUUGCGUUGAUCUUGUGGAUGGGUAUCACUGCCUGUGCCCUGCAGAUUUCACCGGAGAAUUUUGCGAAUGCCGGAUUGGCACAGACCCUGAAUGCCCCUUCACCGAAACUACAACUUCGAUGAUGAUGACUUCUACUAUCGCAUCUUCCAUCUUCGAGCUUACUACGGAGUAUUCGUUCAAUCGCUCAACCGAGUCUUUUCCAAUUAGUGAUACGACAUCUGAAACUUUGGCAAUAACUGACGAGUUUUCCGACGUUAGCAAAGAUGUCGCUCGAAGUUCGACUUCGGAUUCUUUCGUCUCGUUGUUGAGCACCAUCACUGAAACCCCCGAACUGCCAAUUUCUACAGAAAAAACUGAAAUUGAUUCUUCUGGAAAAACGACUUCCUUGGAAAAGUUUCCAGAAACUUCAUCUUCCUCUUUUACGUGGUUUUCUACGAGUGGAACAGAAACGACUGACUUUGAUGCGACUUCCGUGUUUUCUGAAAGUCGCACUACGUUGGAUAAAAUCACCAGUGAAAAGCAUUUAGUCACUGAUGAUUAUGUGAGUGAAAUGACUGAGGGAAUAAGAAGUACCACCGCGGACAAUAAGUUUGAAGUUACCUCACCUGGAAGUACCACUGUUACCACCACUGAAGUCACCACUGCUGGUACAACAAUAACUGACACUACCACAGCUACCAUCAGGGAUGAUUCUGAUUCUACAACAGCAGGAAUCCUGACCACAAGCACUGAAGGUUCAACUACUGGAACCACUGCUGUUGCCAUUAUUACCACAAUAGGUGACACUACUACUACUGAGGUUGACUCCAUUACCAGCACCAGCACUGAAGACACACCCUUCAAAACUACAAUUCUUCCUACCACUACUACUGAGGUCACUGAUGCUACAACUACUGAAGUUAUUGUUGAAACUACCACUGAAGUCAUUGAAUCAACCACAAAUACCACAAAUGCCACCACCAUAGCAAGUGCUUAUCUUACUGAUGACCCCACAGGAAGUUCUGCUGCAACAACUGUACUGCUUACAACUAUUCAUGAGACAGUCACUGCUACUGUUGAUAGUGGCCGCACCACAUCAGCUACCUCUUUUGAGUUCAGCACAACAACAGAGCAUGUCUUCAUACAUUCCACACAAUCAACAAGUGAAGAAAUGACAAGGGAAACUGUUACUGAAGAAGUCACAGGCAUGAGUCAAGUUACAACAGAAGUGGAAACUGUGUCAGAUGUUGCAGUAACUUCUGUUACAAAAUUCACACAAGUACCAUCAGUGACACCCACAGAGGAAUUCAAGGCAAAUGAAACAACUUUGACUGAGCUGCUGGGAAGUGAUACAACCACAAGAGCAUCUAAUUUCAUCCAAACAACUCCAGAUACAAUUUCUUCAGCAUUGCCAAGUUCUACUGAAGCAUUCACAACCGACUUGACAACCACAUCAAAAAUCGAGGCAGGCUGUCCAAAAACUUGGUGCAUGAAUGGAGGGGUUUGUGCGUUUGCUGCUGAGGAUUCAAUGGAAGAUUUCAAGUGCAAGUGCAAACUUGGAUUCCUCGGGACGUACUGUCAGCACAAAAUCAAUGCAACUGUCCCAGCUUUCAAAGAAGAUUCGCUGCUCAAAUUCAACGUUGGGAGUAGCAUUGGAGGAACUCAGGAUGUUGAGAUAUUUCUUGGAGUUCACGUCAGAUCCAGAGAAGGCAAAAUUCUGGAAGCUGGCGACGAAACGUCUUCCAUAUUGAAUCUUUAUUUGCGCGAUGGAAAGAUUUCCUUGGAAUUCGCCUGCGCUUCAAACAUGGCCGGGGUGCUGAAAGAUAAUCGGGAAAUUUCAGAUACUUACCUCGAAAUUUGGAUCAGGUUGGAAUUGCAUCCUAUGAACAAGGCAGAUAAAGGACUAUGCAAAGCAAGUUUACGAGUGAACGAAACUCAGCCAGCUUCUACAAUUCAACAGCGCUCCAACAUGACUGACAGGAAGUUGACGCAUGUUAUUAUGGGACAAGGAUUUAUUGGAUGUCUGGCAAGUUUGCAGGUGAACAACCAAGAAAUAAUGCUGUCUAGUGAAGCUGUGGAUGGGGCAGGAAUUGAAGAAUGUGGACAAGGAGAAACCCCAGAUCUUCUCAUGAGCUGUCCAUUCAAUCCUUGUCUGAAUGGUGGAACCUGUGUUCGUUUGUCUUUUGAUUCCUGGAACUGUGUAUGCAUGAAAGGGUUUGAGGGAGAUUUGUGCGAAAGGCGAACCUGUUUGGAAAGCCCCUGCGGCAAAAAUUCUUCCUGCCUUGAAGUUGUGCUUGGAGCAGUUACUGAGCCGUUUUUCUACGGAACAUUCAACGGAUAUUCCUCCUACUUGGCCUAUCUGACACCUCCAGCACUGGAAAGGCGAAUGGAACUCAGGUUUCACUUUGCCACUGAGAAUUUGAGGCAACGAUCUAUUUUGUUCUACGUUGGACAGCAGUUCCCCAGGAGGGCCAUCCCGCAUUUCGAUUUCCUUUCUGUGGGACUGCGGAAUGGGUACCUGGUUAUUUUCUGGAACUUGGGCUUGGGGAUUUCCGAGGUCAUUUCGCCGAGUCCACUCGACCCAAACUUGGCCUUGCAUACACUGAAAGUCACACGAAUCGGAAAUGUGGCCUGGGUCAAGGUCGACACCCAGCCCACUGUUGGAGGAAUUUCUCCUCCAUUUUUGGAAGAUUUGAAUGUGCAUUCUUUGCUGUAUGUUGGUGGACACUGGUCCUACAAUCAUUCGAUGUUGCCCGAGAUUCUGCAGAGUUACUCUGGGUUCAGAGGCUGCAUUUUGGAUCUCCAACUGAGACCCUCUGACCAGAGCAUUUUUCUUGGACCCGUGAGAACCCUUGGUGGGCGAAACGUGGCCCAGUGUUCCAGAGACGCUCAUUCCAGGAGGCCUUGUCCUUAUUGUCAAAAUGGAGGAACUUGUCAGUUCAUUGGCUCAUCUGUAAAAUGCAUUUGCCGCCGAAAUUUCCGAGGCAUGCAGUGCGAAAAGACCCUGAAUCCCACUGGAACAUCGUCAAAUGCCGUAGCGAUUUUGAAUUGA